AUGUCAACUCCCACCGGCAACUUCCCUCUCGCGACCGAGACAUCCAACUCUGUUUUCAGUUGGGAUGUCGUAGACGGGUCUGCUGCUGGUGCCUCGGGUAGCUCGUCCGGCGGCAUCCAUAUCUCUCGUGGAGCGCUGAUUGCCAUCAUUGUCAUUGUCAUCGUCGUCGCUAGCUUCGGCAUUGCCACGUCUAUUCUGUUCUACAUCGCGAAAAGACGCGAGUGGACGGUCAAGGAGACGCUGCGGAGGUCGGCAAAGAAGGUGGUCGAUGCCCUGACGCCCAGGCGGACCGAAUUCCCCAAGUCAGUCAAGGAGUCUAUGGGCCGAGGCGACGUGCCGCCAACACCCCGUAUUAAGCCAGAGUAUUUUGAUGAGGAUGUCGAGAAAGGCAUUGAAAAGGAGGGUGACAAGAAGAAGCAGACGAACGUUGGCCGGAAGUGA
Molecule: messenger RNA, 441 nt
Organism: Thermochaetoides thermophila DSM 1495
Lineage: Eukaryota; Fungi; Ascomycota; Sordariomycetes; Sordariales; Chaetomiaceae
Exons: 2
Coding region: 1-441 (146 amino acids)
Source: RefSeq, a predicted model, not a curated record